ACUUCCUGAAUGAGACACGAACCAAAACAAGACGGGAAGACAACCGAAUAUGUCCCCGCCUUUAUUCGUCUUUAUUUACCCGCAAUUCAUUACCAAACAACUAGCGCGCUACAGAGCUAACAGUGGAGUGAAUCACCUGCUCUAAGCCGCUAAUCUCACAUUAGCACGUUACCUCGAUACCUAUAGAGGUAAUUAUUGCUUUCUUUAAAUCCACCACCUGGUCAACGGUGCGCCGCUUUUCUUCUAAUUGGCAGCCAUCAGACCUCAGAUCCUUGUCUGCUCCCAUUCUGUCAGGCUCCGUGACUGAUUGAAUGCAGUGAAACUGGCAUCAGUGGACAAGUGCACGCACAAAGGUCCAUCGAUUGGCCGAGGAUGACCAUGGGAGACGCGAAGAAUGAAGCAGACACUGCCUCGCUGGCUCCGAUGGCUCUCUACAGCGUGAUGUUUCCUGUCUUUAAGGAGCUGGAGAAAAUCAAUUUAUCAGCAGCACAGAACCUGAGAGCAGCUUUUAUGAAGGCAGAGAAGGAGAACCCGGGCCUUACCCAGGAUGUUGUAGUCAAAAUAUUGGAAAAGAAGAACUUAAAAAUUAACUAUAGUGAGUCUCUACUUCGCAUGGCUGCAGAUGAUAUGGAGGAGUUGAUGAUUGACAGGCAAGAGCCAGAGUUCCAGGAGCUGAACGAAAGGGCCCGAGCUCUGAAACACAUCCUAAGUACCAUACCCGAUGAGAUCAACGAGAGAGCGAGCUUGCUACAGACCAUCAAAGAUGCUGCCAGUGCCAUAAAGGAGCUGCUAAACACAGUUAAUACUGUCUUAAGGAAAUACCAGUAUCAGAACAGACAGGCACUGGAACAGCAGAAGAAAGAGUUUGUGAAAUACUCCAAGAGCUUCAGUGACACUCUCAAAACCUACUUCAAAGAUGGAAAAGCGAUAAAUGUGUUUGUCAGCGCCAACCGGCUCACCCACCAAACCAACGUGAUACUGCGGGCCUUCAAGACUGCCGUAGCGGCCCGAGAAAACGCAACACACACACAGACGAAGGGGAGACAUUUUUAUUAGAGAAUAAGUGAUACGAGGCUUUCUAAUUUGUAAAGACAUUUUAUUAUUUCUGGCCUGUAUAAUUUAUAAUUCUGUGGCUUUGAGGGGAGAUCAGGUAGUUUUGAGUUUCAAAGCGAGUCAGAUUGACAGUAAUUGCUGGGGAUUUUUAACUCUCUUUAAUGUUGUUCUUUUAUCCGAUUCUUAAGUCGAUAUUUUCUACGCUCCUCCGCUACGCUACAGUUUCCUCUCUGUUCAGAUCAUGUCAGUACUUCACUUGUCCUUAAAAGUUUGGUAAUUGGUUAAAAGUCCUUUUAAAAGUUAUAAUUGUGGCAAUUACUAAUAUCCUGUCACUAGGGCUGCAGUUUUUUUUUUUUUAUUGAUUGAUUUGCCAAAUGUUUUCAAAGAUUGAAUCCUUAAAUGUCUUUGACUGACCAACAACCAACUGACCACUACCCACUGAUGUACUGGAGAUUUGUAUAUACAUCAUUUGUUUUGUUUUUGUUUUUUUAAAUGUGUAUUUCUUAAGCUCCCCAUUGGUAUUAUCUACCUGUGAGGAUGGUCAGUGGUUGGGAAACUGGACUUAAGUCUUCUAGCACUUCUCUUGCUAUCUUGUGCACACAGAUGGAUGUGAUUAUGACUGUAUUGUUUCUUUUUCACUUUGUGCUCAACUCCUACUCUGUAGUUUCCACGACAUUUUCAAGGCCAAUGAAAAUAAAAAUGAAGAGACCUGAA
Molecule: messenger RNA, 1767 nt
Organism: Archocentrus centrarchus (flier cichlid)
Lineage: Eukaryota; Metazoa; Chordata; Actinopteri; Cichliformes; Cichlidae
Product: programmed cell death protein 10
Exons: 8
Coding region: 373-1056 (227 amino acids)
Biological process (GO): positive regulation of MAP kinase activity; regulation of Golgi organization
Cellular component (GO): FAR/SIP/STRIPAK complex
Molecular function (GO): protein kinase binding
Source: RefSeq, a predicted model, not a curated record